AUGCGGUGUACUCUGUUAUUGAAAUUUGACACCUGGCUAGAUGACCUGCACCUCUUCCUACAGCUCACUGCCAAGGAGGAUAUUUCGCUGUACGAUCAUGCCCUCGGUCACGCUACUGCCCCUCCUACCACUGCAGACAGCACUCAGCGCUCACAGUGGCAGACUCGUGACGCCCACGCUCGCUUCGCUAUUCGCAACUCCCUGCCACUAGAUGAGCGCGAGCACUUUGGCCAGCACAAGACUGCUAAGGACCUGUACACUGCUGUUGUUGCUCGUUACUCCUCACCUGCCUCUGCCGCACUAGGCCGCCUCACCCUCCCCUACCUGUUCCCCGACCUGGCCUCCUUCAGCACAGUCGCUGACCUCAUCACCCACCUCAGGACCAGUGAGGCCCGCUUUCGCGCUGCUAUGCCUGACGAGUUCCUUGCCAGCAACCCCCCCCGCUCUGGAUCACGCUCUACCACAUCGUCACCCGCCUCCCUGACUCUCUGCGCGCAGGGUGUUCCCCUUCCCCUCUCCUCCCCUCUGUCGCCUCUGCUGCUGCUGUCGACCUCCUUGGUGCUGAGAAGGUCGGGGCCGCGUCUGCUCCGAGCGGGCGCCGCAGGGGCAAAGGGGGCAAGGGUGGAGGUGGCGGCGGGGGAGGCGGGAGUGGUGGCGGUGGGGGUGGCGGUGGGACUGGAGAGGCUAGUGGCGGCAGUGGGGGUGGUGACAGCAGCGGCGGGAGCGGUGGCAGGGGCGGAGGCGGCAGCGGAGGCGGAGGUGGUCGUGGCGGCGGCAGGGGUGGAGGUGGCCGGGGCGGUGGCGGCGGCGGUGGUGGUCGUGGAGGCGCUGGCGGUGGCCAGAGUCAGCAGCCCGCCCCGUCGCUUCAGGCCGCCCGUGAGUGGUAUGCGCAGCGUGGCUUUACCUGCACGUACGUCAUUCGCACUGUUUCCUGAUGCCACUGAGCUGCCCCGCUGGGCUGAUCUGGAGAAGAAGGGAGUUGAUAUCUGGGCUUUAGACUUUGAUGCUAUUCUCACUGCCAUGUAUGCGAUGUUUACUAGUGGAGAGGGUGCUCAGUACUUGCGUGUUCCGCCCGACCCGGGCAUUCUGACCAGUCCGGCUGCCGCUCUAGGUGCUAGUGAGUCUGCUGCCCCAGGUCCUGGUGAGGCUGCUGCUCUAGGUGCUAGUGAGUCCGUGCCCUCUGGUACUGAGUCGACUGCAGCACUGCACACCUUCAUUCUUAUCGUGGCGUGUUCGGUCUUACGAGGAACUAGCUGUGUUUUCAAGCUGGUGCGGUGA
This is a messenger RNA of Closterium sp. Yama58-4, 1278 nucleotides long. Lineage: Eukaryota; Viridiplantae; Streptophyta; Zygnematophyceae; Desmidiales; Closteriaceae. The record is from the annotation of a GenBank genome assembly.